CUUUGAGUUUUGAGCUGUUUUGUGUGUUAAAAAAAACUAUCAAAUUUUACAUGUUCUGAUCCGUUUUAUUUUGAAGCUAGAGAGAAAUUUAUAGACAAGUUAUUGAAGAAUAUAUAUGGAUUAAAAACAUCUAUCUAUAGAGCAUAAAUAAUUCCGUUUGGUCCACCAUGUGGAACCAUGUGGAAACCACUAUCUAAAAGUGACUUACAAGCGAGAAACCACUAGGACUCACAUGCACAGUCGACUAUAUAAGUGUUUAUUUAUAUCACAUAAAGCUCCUUACACAAAAGAUAGAAUGGGUUCUAAGUUUGGAAUCGGCUCUUUGAGCAUUGUAAUGACUCUGCUUCUUUCUUUGGUUCCAAAACUUGAGGCAGCGUUCACAACGGUCGAACAAGCAAUACAAUCUGAUGGCUCGAUCAGUUUCCUGGUGAUUGGAGAUUGGGGAAGACGUGGACUCUAUAAUCAAUCCCAAGUUGCCCUUCAGAUGGGGAAAAUUGGGGAGAAGAUGGACAUCGAUUUUGUGGUUUCCACGGGUGAUAACAUCUACGAUAACGGGAUGAAAAGUAUCGACGAUCCUGCCUUUCAACUAUCCUUCGUUAAUAUCUACACUUCUCCUAGCUUGCAAAAGCCUUGGUACCUUGUAUUGGGGAAUCACGACUAUAGAGGAGAUGUUGAAGCACAGUUGAGUCCGGCCCUCAGAUCAAUGGACAGCCGUUGGAUUUGCAUGAGAUCAUUCAUCGUAGACGCUGAGAUUGCAGAGCUCUUCUUUGUCGACACAACUCCUUUUGUAGAUGCUUAUUUCCUCAAUCCCGAGGGACAAAAUUACGACUGGAGAGGCAUAUCACCGAGAGAAUCCUAUCUUCAAACCACUCUAAAGGACUUGGAGACGAGUCUGGGAGAAUCAACAGCAAAGUGGAAAAUUGUGGUGGGUCAUCAUGCCAUCAAGAGUGCUUCCAUUCAUGGGAAUACUAAAGAGCUUGAAUCUUUACUCUUACCCAUCCUUGAGGCGAAUAACGUUGAUCUCUAUGUGAACGGUCAUGAUCAUUGCUUGCAACAUAUUAGCACAUCUCAGAGUCCUAUCCAGUUUCUAACGAGUGGUGGUGGGUCAAAAGCAUGGAGAGGUUAUUACAACUGGAAAACCCCAGAGGAUAUGAAAUUUUUCUAUGAUGGGCAAGGUUUCAUGUCGAUUAAAAUCACUAGAACUGAAAUGGGUAUCGUCUUUUACGAUGUCUUCGGCAAUAUUUUACACAAGUGGGACACAUCCAAAGUGUUGUACAAGGAUUUAGAUUUCUCACUGUAAUUACAGUAAAAAUUACUCGCACCUGGUGUUCCAUUUCCAUAAUGAGUGACUCCAAAAAUUUUAUAAAAAGAAUAUGAAGGGAUUACACUGAAAUUUGUACAAAAUGUUGGAGAAAUUGCAAUGUGAGCCUCUCCCUCACGUCACAAUCUUUACCUUUCAACUAAUUAUUAACGCCAUUUUUAACCCAAAAGAUCAUUUGACUCGUCUACUGAUUAAGCACGUGGUCCAUGUUUUCCAUAAAACGCAUCGUUUUACCUGUCAGCUCUCUCAGAGUUUUGAUUUCCGACAAUGGCGGCUACGACAUUGUACAAGUAGUCUUCGUCCCUUGUCUUCUUCCACCCAAGUCCCGCUCCACCACUCGCCUAAACCCUUCUUCUCCUGUCAAACUCUCUCCUAAUCCGACCAGCAAGUCUCGCGGUUUCUUAGGCGUUAGUCGAAUCAAAGGCUCAAUCUUUGUUCUGUUUCCUCUGUGUGGUAGGAUAGGAGUUUGGGUUCGUAGACAUGUCGCUACGAAAGCUUCGAUUGAAAUGUCGCAUUUCGAACUCUCAGCACCUUCCGCUGCUCUCAAUUCCUCUAAGAAACAGAAGGGUCCCAUCAUUGUGAUUGAUAAUUACGAAAAGCUUCACCUACAAUCUCUGCCAGGCUUUGAUUUUCGAAUCCUCCUUUACGCCUCUUUAUCAGCUAAAAUGAUUUUGAUUAAUUGAAGAAUUAAAAAGUUUCUGAUUUUGCUCAGUCAAAGAUACUCAUUAGAUUAAGUAUAUGGGAGAGCUAGGGUGCCAUUUUGAAGUUUGCCGCAAUAAUGAGCUUACAGUAAAGGAGCUGAAAAGGUACCCCACAGGACUCAGGGAUCUCCUUACAAACUGUUUUGGAAAUAAGACCACAUGUUCCUUUAUUUGGAGUAUGUAUGGGUUUGCAGUGUAUAGGAGAAGCUUUUGGAGAUCGUGCGGUCACCAUUGGGUGUUAUGCACGGGAAAAGCUCCAUGGUUUACUAUGAUGAGAAAGAUAAUAAGCCCUUUCCUUGUAGGUAGAUAUCACAGCCUCGUGAUCCAAAAGGAUUCGUUUCCGAGUGAUGAGCUCGAGGUUACUGCAUGGACAGAGGAUGGUUUGGUGAUGGCGGCUAGACACAGGAAGCACAAGCAUAUACAGGAGUUCAGUUUCAUCCGGAGAGUAUUAUAACAACUGAAGGCAAGACAAUUGUCCGCAUUACAUCAAACUUGUUGAGAAAAAGAGGUUGAGAGGCUUUUCUCAAUCAGAAAACCAGAUGUGUAGGUUUAGUGCCUCCCUGUAAUAAAGCUUGCCAAUGCAAGAUGUUCAUUGUCAAUAUUCCUAUUGUUUGGUUUUGAUUGGUUGAUUCGGUUGUAUAGCAAAGUCAUGUUGAACUUCAUGUAAUGAGAUCACUGAUGCAAGCUCUUUAGCAAUGUU
Molecule: messenger RNA, 2722 nt
Organism: Brassica rapa (field mustard)
Lineage: Eukaryota; Viridiplantae; Streptophyta; Magnoliopsida; Brassicales; Brassicaceae
Product: purple acid phosphatase 4
Molecular function (GO): acid phosphatase activity
Source: RefSeq, a predicted model, not a curated record